Molecule: messenger RNA, 362 nt
Organism: Phalaenopsis equestris
Lineage: Eukaryota; Viridiplantae; Streptophyta; Magnoliopsida; Asparagales; Orchidaceae
Product: putative lipid phosphate phosphatase 3, chloroplastic
Exons: 3
Biological process (GO): phospholipid metabolic process
Molecular function (GO): phosphatidate phosphatase activity
Source: RefSeq, a predicted model, not a curated record
CGAUAUGAUGACUUCACCACCAGUGUUAUAUGUCAUGGGGACAAUAGUGUUAUAAAGGAGGGGCACAAGAGUUUUCCUAGUGGGCAUUCUUCAUGGUCUUUUGCUGGCUUGGGCUUUCUUGCAUGGUACCUUGCUGGUAAAAUUCAAGUUUUCAAUCGGAGGGGCCAUGUUGCCAAAAUUUGCAUUGUGUUGGUUCCUCUUCUCUGUGCAUCGCUUAUUGCAAUUUCUCGAGUAGAUGACUAUUGGCAUCAUUGGCAAGACGUUUUUGCAGGGGGAAUUUUAGGAUUGGUGGUUGCUUCAGUUUGCUAUUUACAAUUCUUCCCUCCACCUUAUCAUGCAAAUGGUAUGUUUUAAUGUUGGGA